Molecule: messenger RNA, 3853 nt
Organism: Danaus plexippus (monarch butterfly)
Lineage: Eukaryota; Metazoa; Arthropoda; Insecta; Lepidoptera; Nymphalidae
Product: nephrin-like
Exons: 17
Coding region: 552-2957 (801 amino acids)
Source: RefSeq, a predicted model, not a curated record
AGUAAAGCGUGAACCGUAGUUGUUGCAUGGGAGCGUCGCGCGCGCACGCGUGGUUAAUGAUUUAGAAAAACGAAUUAGAAGUCAUUGGUACUGAAAUGAAAUUGUUUUCAUAAGUUAUAUUCCAGUGUGAUGUGAAUUUUGUUGGAUAUUUUUUUUGUAUCUCAAGCGACAUUUCCAGUUCCGGCCUCGCGAAAUAUCACUGGGAUACGUAAAAACGUCUUGGACAUCUUCCAAACAUUUUGACACUUUGAUGGACGAAAAUAGAUUUAUAUAUUUAUAUCUACAAUGAAAUAUCCAGGAUUUGUUUUAGGUAUAACUUGUGAAAGAUAUCCGAGAGAUCCGAGAAUAUUCAUGUUAUUAAAAUUAUAGUGAGCAUCGUUUAAUAUUACACAUUAAAUGGUUUAUUUUGUGUAUUAAACUCUACAAAAACUCAAGAAUGAACUUUUAUAAAGUUUUCCAAGCUGAGUGCAUUUAAGGAAGAUCAAUGAGUGCUAAGUUAAAUGAUAUAAAAGAGUGGUACGGUGCAGUGUUUUGGACGAACUUCUGUGAAAAUGUCGAAGGAUUCAAAUUUCUGUGUCUUGGUGAUAUUAACAGUGCUACUGAACCAGAUUAAGACUAGCGAAGAAAUUGUGGAUGCAAAUGUUAUACAGGUGUGGUCAGCGCCUGGUGGAGAGACGCGACUUCCAUGCGACCUGGCAGCUGCAGUGCACGAUGUUGCGAUGCUGAUGUGGUUUAAAGAUGGCGACAGGAUGCCGAUAUACACAGUUGACUUUAGAAACGGGCACCCAGUACAUUGGGCGGUAGCUGGAGAGUUCGGGACUCGAACCCACUUCGCUCUCAACGAAUCCGAUCCUUCAUCAGCCCACCUCGCCGUGGACAAGGUGGCGCGCUUCGAUGAAGGCCUCUACAGAUGUAGGAUAGACUACAUAGAUUCACCGACACGAAAUUAUAAAGUUAAUUUAACUGUCAUUGUGCCUCCGGAUUCUCCGCGAAUAUACGAUUCCGAAGGUCGAGAGAUUUUGGGAACAACCGCGGGGCCAUUCCGGGAGGGACAGGAUUUGUUGUUAUCCUGUCAAGCGUCAGGAGGUAAGCCCCCACCCGACGUGUCUUGGUACCGAGGCGAGGAACGACUGGCGAUUACUCGGGACGGUAACGUGUGUCAGAUACAUUUACCUUCACUGUCCCGAGAGAUGGCUGGGGUGAAGCUGCAGUGCAAAGUUGAGCCACCACUGCUGCAACCGCAAGUCAGGGACGUCACUAUUAAGUUAUACUUAAAACCGCAAUACAUCCGCGUCUCUGGUGGAGGAGCGACGAGGGCUGGACGAGAGCGCGCUUUUUCAUGUUCUACUCGAGGUUCAAAACCACCACCAAACAUCGACUGGUUCAUUAAUUCACAAAAAAUCGACUCUUCGCUUACACAGGUCGAAGUAGAUGGUGAUGUAACGAAAAGCAUAUUAACUUGGCGAGUUAGAAGAGAAGACAGCGGCAGGCAGCUAGUCUGUCGAGUGUCGAAUCCCUGGUUUCCAGCACAUACUUUAGAAGACGCUCUACAUUUAGAGGUUCUAUUCCCUCCGAUAUCACAAAUAUCAUUAGUAGAGCCGAAGGAGCCACGUCUUUUGCGGGAAGAUGAAGAUGCGGUCUUGCUAUGCUCUGCAGACUCAUCGCCACCGGCUUAUAAUUUCACAUUUUAUAAGGGUGCAGAGGACCACCUUUUACGAGACGAUCCGAUAGGGGGUAUAUCAGUGGAAGGAAACAAAUUAGUUCUGCGAGGACUGAGGAGACAUCACUCAGCCAGAUACCGCUGUCGAGCUUGGAAUUCAGAGGGCAGUGGUCUGAGUGAACCGCUGGCUAUAAAUAUUUUAUCCCGUCCUGAGUGCUCGGCCGGCAGCGUUGUCCAGCAACUAGCUGCAGCUCCUGAGGGUGAAGUACGAGCUCGCUGUUCAGUAUCCGCUCCUUCACCAAGAGACGCCGGGCCUUUGAGGUUCUACUGGACCUACAACGGGACCAAAGACGUUUUACCUAUUCCAGCAUCUAAUGUUACGGUAAUGGGAUCAUCUAGCACUGUUGUCCAUGGCUUGUCUUCAUUGGAUGACGAGGAAGAUUUAGGUUGGUUGGCUUGUUGGGCCAGCAAUGAUAUAGGAAACCAAAGAGAACCUUGCUUAUUUAGGAUUAUGCCAGCAGCUUUGCCGGAGCCUCCUCGAGAUUGCACCAUAGAAAAUGACUUUCUGCGCUGUCUCGCUGGACAUGAUGGUGGGCUACCACAGCGUUUUCUGCUGGAAGCCCUUGAGGUGCGCCGCGAGCCCGUGCGAGAUGAAUCAACUAUGAAUGAUCAGGGUAUCUCCGGACGCGGUCUGACGGAAGCCGUGUACAGAGCCAGUAAUGACGUAACUCCACAGUUCGCGUUAGAUGCAUUGUCACCAGGACGAUACACAUUUCUAGUAUACUCUGAAACACCUCGUGGGAGAUCUCAGCAUCCUGCGGCAUUACAUAGUAUACCAAUAAGGACUUCCGAUGAUUUGGAUGUUCCAGGUUCUUUGCAAACGAUGACACCAGCUCCACCAAUGGUUCCACAAACUGAUAAUAGCAUAGCUCUCCUGGUUGGCGCAGUAAUGUCUCUCAUACUCGUCACUAUAUUAACCACACUAUGUGUAACUUUGGUCAUCGUAUGCAAGAAGAAGCAACGUCCUCAAAGGGAUCCUGAACAAAACACGAUUCUUCGUAGAAGUGUUGGCGUGUCUAUGUACGGUGGGUCAUCGUUGUCUCAGAGUGUGAUGCCCACUGUGGUGGUGAGAGGUCAUCGAGGUUCCCGCGUGCUAGCUGCGCGUUGGUCCGGAGUGAUCGGUGACGCGCCGCUGGCUGUACUCGCACUGGACGACACUCCGAAUGUCGAAACAGAUUCAUCUCACAGUAAUGAAAUACAGGAAACAGCGCUUACGGGACCACAUAUAGGCACGUAAAUACAUGCGACUUAAUGAAUUAACAAUAGUUUUAUAUGUAGUUUUUAUUUCUCAAACCGUGGUUGUAACUUUCAACAAAUAUAUAUGUGAUAUAACAAAUGACUUUAUACAUGAUACGAAGGCUGUACUUGCUUGUCAGAAAUUCGAAGGUUUAAGUGAACUCGCAUACAGUAUUACUUAGUGAUAGUUACUUAUAAGUAAUUAAUGCUAUUUAUAUGAAAAUUAGAUAAGAAUCGUGUUUCGAAUUUCCAUUGUGUAGAGACGAUUAAUCAAUAAUAUUAACAAAUGUUCAUACGGGUAUAACUAUAGUUAUUGACUAUUGUAUUUAUAUUACUGAGGGUUAAAUGUAAUAAAUUAGGAUUGCAAAACAUGUUGUAACUCACCGAUAGUAGCUUUAUAUUAGCUUAUUCACAUUUUUAUAUAACUUUAGCUAAAGUAUUAUAAUUAUUAAUCUGACACUAUUUUAAAUAAUAUUACUAGGUUAAUUGAUCUGAACUAUGUAUGUCAAGUAAAAGGAAUGUUAAAAAAGGACGUUUCUUUGUCAAAAUCUAGUAUUAGUGAACAUUAAAGAAAAUACAUAACAUAUUUUAUUGUAAACAAGUAAUGUCUUCAAUUUAUUGGCCAUAUUGUUUUGUUCCUCAUAAAAAUAUGUAUACAAAUAUAAAUAAAUAUAAUUCAAGACCAAACAAAUAUUUCAAAAUCAAUCAAAUACUUAAAAAGAAAAAAUUCUUUCAUAUAUUUGCAAUAUUUAGUUAAGAAGCUGAAAUAAUUAAAAAGAGGCAAAUUUUUUUCCUCAAUGUUUAUUAAGACUCAACGAGUAGUGAAAUUCAAAUAAAUGUAUACGUUUUAGUAUUACAUUUCCAUGUUAAUUAAAUAAACGAUUAUUUUAUCAAUAA